UUGGGAGUGACGCGGAUACGAGAGCUACUUUGUCCCUCUGUUUCCUUCGCUAUGAAAAAUAUUUGGACCAAGUAGAACAACGGCUGCCAGCACAUGUUGAUUGGUUAAUUAUGAAGACGGUUCACAUCCGUUGUGAGGAAAAGAACCGCCAGCGGAUCGCUCUGGUGUUUAGUUACUAAUUGAUCAAGUCGGGAUUGUGUUUGUUUGCGGGCCGUCCGUCCACCGAGCUGCUGCUGGUGCGGCGGCUGGGAUAACUUUGGAAGAAGUUCUUUGUAUUCAGGAAACAGUUUGGCAAAGAACAUGGACUGGGGCACCGAACUUUGGGGAGCCUAAAGUGGAGCAUUGCAAAGAGGAGGGAAAGGAGGUUUUGGCCUCAUUACAGUCUCCCCCUGGGAUCAAUAUGACAUCAUAGAGAAGCACACACAGUCCGGCCUGGAGCUGGUGGAGAAAUAUGUGAAGUUUGUGAAGGAAAGGACUGAGAUCGAGCAAAGUUAUGCCAAACAACUGAGAAAUCUGUCAAAGAAGUAUAACCAAAAACGAAGCAGCAAAGAUGAGCCUGACUGCAGGCUAUCCAGCUACCAGUCUUUUUUGGACAUCCUGAAUGAGAUGAACGACUAUGCGGGGCAGAGAGAGCUAAUAGCCGAGAACAUGAUCAUGAACAUUUGCAUUGAUCUCACCAAGUACCUGCAGGAGCUCAAGCAGGAGCGAAAGACGUAUCUAUUGGAGGCCAAGAAGGCCCAGCAGUGUUUGGAGAGCACCUACAAGCAGCUCGACAGUAGUAAAAAGCGCUUUGAGAGGGAAUGGAGAGAAGCAGAACGUGCAGCACAGUAUGCAGAGAAGACAGAUCAAGACAUCAAUGCCACAAAAGCUGAUGUUGAAAAAGCCAAACAGCAGGCUCAUAUGAGAGCGCGCGUAGCUGAGGAGUGCAAGAACGACUAUGCUUCUCACCUUCAAAAGUACAACAAAGAGCAGAGCCAGUUCUAUUUUAACGACAUGCCAGUUAUUUUCAAUAAAUUACAGAAUUUGGAUGAGAGGCGAAUACAGAAGUUAGCACAAGGCUACAUCUUGUUCUCGGACACAGAAAAGCAUGUGAUGCCCAUCAUUAGCAAGUGCCUGGAAGGCAUUACUAAAGCUGGCACUAAUGUUAAUGAGAAAAAUGACACCAUGGUUGUAAUAGAGCAGAAUAAGUCGGGAUUUGAGCGUCCUGGAGACGUAGAGUUUGAAGACUACAGCCAGGGCAUCAAUCGAGCCUCUUCUGACAGCAGCCUCGGUACACCUAAAGGCCAUAUGGACAUUCUGGGGAAGAACAAGAGUAAAAACCUUUGGCUUUUCAAGAGGAGUAAGCUCUCCUCCACCUCCACACACACUCCUUUCUCCACACCCCCUGCCCCUUUACCUCCUAAUGGAGCCCCUUCCCUCAAGUUUGGCCGGGACCCUCUGUCGUACUGUUUGAAGGAGAUCAAUAAGACAGUCAAACCCAGAAUCUCUUCCUUCCGGACACUCAGGAGAUCGAAAUUUACCUCAGAGAGGAGCAUGCCUACCGUGAUGGAGGACUUUGGCCAUCUCCCCCCAGAGCAACGCAGGAAGAGGUUACAACAGAAACUAGAGGAAAUUUCUAAAGAAUUGCAGAAGGAAGCAGAUCAGAGCGAGGCGCUCGGAAAGAUGAAAGAUGUUUAUGAGAAAAAUCCUCAAAUGGGAGAUCCAGCUAGUCUUGCAACCCAGAUCAGUCAGACAUCUCAGAAUAUAGAGCGGCUCAGAGGAGAACUUAACAAGUAUGAGACUUGGCUGUCUGAAGCAGGUGUUCGAGGGGACGCACUACGAUAUAGAGCGCAUUCAUUUAACAAUAAUGGAGCUCAUGAAGUGCUUAGCCCUGAUGCUGCUCAUUCUGAUGAAAGUACUCCUGAUCCCUCUCAAGCUAUUUAUGCUGAGUUUGAUGAUGACUUUGAGGAUGAAGAGAGAGCCGCUCCUAUUGGGAAAUGCACAGCGAUGUAUAACUUCCCUGGUGCAAGUGAAGGGACUAUUUCGAUGGAGGAAGGGGAAGUACUUGCUGUAGUGGAAGAAGAUAAAGGAGACGGCUGGACCCGGGUUCGAAGACACAAUGGAGAUGAAGGCUACAUACCUACAUCUUAUGUCACCAUCACACUGAACAAAUGAGGGAAGAAAGACAAAAUCAGGUUAACAUUUCAAACCUUCUUCCUCCUCUGGUGGAAACAAACAUGUCAUCAAUGGGCAGGACUAUUCAAAAGUGCUAUUUUUUACGAGAGGGGCACCAUAUACAUGCAGAUCACAGUGCUGUGAUUCCAUUUACCCACUACAUAAACAACAAGGUUAUUUCACUUUAUCCUUAGUAUAAUUUCCCAGUACCAUUCUUGCUCACAUCUAUGGCCAGAUAUUUCUUAUUAACACUUGCGUUGGUUAGGAGAAAGUUUACCUCCUUCAUUUUUCAUUUGCCUCAACAAUGUCAGCUUAGAUUGGUAAUGUCACUUGAGUUUGUCCACUCAAGAUUUUGGAGCGAGAAUGUUUCAUAUCAACUUUCAGCAAAUUGUCUCCUGUCAGGGUGAAAAAAACCAUUAUUAUACACAAACUGUUAAAUGUUCAGACAAUCACAUCCAUAUCGUCAUUUAAUUUCAGACAUUUAUCAGUAGUAAAGAAAAUACAGCAGACGUCAUUUUCUUACAACAGCUGAUAGAAACCUGCUGCUGUUUUUUUAAUAGAUAAUGUGCUAGAGAUAAUUUAUUUCAAGUGCGUGUGAAUAAAAAUGUCUAUAUUUGAAAACAAAAAAGUACUUUGUAUUUAGGAGGUUCUGAUGUUGCUUUUUUUCUCCUUGCACAAAGAGUGGGACAGACUGUUGCCACAAAAGGGAGGAAAAAUUGCACACACAAAAAAAUGUUACAUUAAGAAUAUUGUAUUUAUAUAAUAUAUAUAUUUUAGCUAUCACAACACCACUAUUGUCUUAUUAGCGUUUUAACCAUUCAAAUAAAGGUUGUUUUGUUAUUAAAAGAAAAACAGUAAGUUUUGAAGUUUGUUACUUAUAAUGCUCGCAAGAUGAUCCAUGUUUUUUCCUAUAGCGAGGAUUUGUAUCUAUCUGUUUAAUACUUAUGUGUCUUUGGUGCCUUUCUGGUUGAAGCAUUGUGUACAUAACUUUUGUUAUUGUUGUUUUUUUUCAAUACUUAAUAAUUGUAAAACACAUUUCAACAGUAGAAGUCAUUAUGUUCACUUUAAACUUGAAAAAUAAACUAGUGAAACAAGCACUAA
This is a messenger RNA of Girardinichthys multiradiatus, 3255 nucleotides long. Its product is annotated as cdc42-interacting protein 4 homolog. NCBI's taxonomy places the organism in Eukaryota, Metazoa, Chordata, Actinopteri, Cyprinodontiformes, Goodeidae. The transcript has 17 exons. Gene Ontology annotation, molecular function: protein binding. Bases 607 to 2154 code for a protein of 515 amino acids. The record is from RefSeq and is a predicted model, not a curated record. Gene Ontology annotation, biological process: signal transduction.